Molecule: messenger RNA, 1716 nt
Organism: Amaranthus tricolor (Joseph's coat)
Lineage: Eukaryota; Viridiplantae; Streptophyta; Magnoliopsida; Caryophyllales; Amaranthaceae
Product: cysteine synthase-like
Exons: 11
Coding region: 35-1189 (384 amino acids)
Cellular component (GO): cytoplasm
Molecular function (GO): cysteine synthase activity
Source: RefSeq, a predicted model, not a curated record
CUAGGUCAUAGAGAUUUGUUGGGGGUAAGAAACCAUGGCUUCUUCAUCUUCCGUCAUUGCAGGUAUGGCUAGUUGCUUCAAGCCUCAUCACAGAGCAACUUCAUGCUUCAACUCUCUUACAAUUCCAAACCAUUCUUUUCGCCUCACUCAAAUUUCUCACUUCGUACGAAAAACUCCCAAGUCCCUUCCCCUUUUUGUAGACGUCUCAAAAUUGAUGAAAUCCGCCAUUAAAAGCCAAGCAAGAGCAGACUUUGAAUCUGUUAACAUUGCGGAUGAUGUCACUCAGUUGAUUGGGUGCACUCCAAUGGUAUAUCUCAAUAAAGUUACUGAAGGUUGUGUGGCUAACAUUGCUGCAAAACUUGAAUCCAUGGAACCUUGUCGAAGUGUGAAAGACAGAAUUGGAUGUGCUAUGAUAUCAGAGGCUGAAGAAAGUGGUGCAAUUUCUCCUGAGAAGUCCGUAUUGGUGGAGCCCACAAGUGGAAAUACGGGCAUUGGUAUUGCUUUUGCCGCAGCAACUAAGGGUUAUAGAUUGAUUGUCACACUGCCUGCAUAUGUAAAUUUAGAAAGGCGGAUCCUUUUACGUGCAUUUGGAGCUGAGGUAGUUCUAACAGAUCCAAUGAAAGGCAUGAAAGGUGCCGUUGAGAAGGCUGAGGAACUUGUUUUGAGCACUCCAAAUGCUUACAUGUUACAACAAUUUGAUAAUGUUGCCAAUACUAAGAUCCAUUUUGAAACGACUGGUCCAGAAAUAUGGGAAGAUACUUUGGGUAGUGUUGACAUUUUUGUGGCUGGAAUGGGCACUGGUGGUACUGUUAGUGGUACUGGACGUUACCUAAAACUGGUGAACAAAAAUAUCAAGGUAAUAGGUGUAGAACCAGCUGAAAGGGGUGUAAUCUCUGGAGAAAAUCCAGGAUAUGUGCCUAGUAUCUUGGAUACUACUGUGCUAGAUGAAGUUAUGAAGGUUACUAAUGAUGAAGCAAUUGAAAUGGCACGACGAUUGGCAUUGGAGGAAGGUUUACUGGUGGGAAUAUCUUCAGGAGCUGCUGCUGCUGCAGCAAUAAGAGUUGCAAAGAGACCUGAAAAUGCUGGAAAACUUAUUGUAGUUAUAUUUCCAAGUUUUGGUGAAAGAUAUAUCCCCACAGUUCUUUUCCAAUCCAUUUACAAAGAGGCACAAAAUAUGUGGGAAGAAUAGUUUUCCGAGGGGCAAAAGAUGUACGAUUAUGAACGAAAGUUUGAGUUGUGUCCAUCACAAGCAAAGAUCAUACAAGGCUGUGAUUUAGAUGUUUUGAGACUAAACAAAGCCAACUAAUACAUACCAUGAACCCUCAAUUCUGAGCCGGUAUCUCGUUUUUUGAGAUGGUUAUCAAGCUGAAUUCUCUCUGAAAGUUUUCAUGGCAGUUGAACCAUGAGCUUGCAUUAAGUUGAUGUUGUUUGGAUGGUUUGGAGAUUGGUCAGAGAUAAGAGAGAAGAAAAUUGCAGAUAUUUCCAGUGUUACCUGUAUGGAUUUGUUGACCACUUGAUUGGUUGGGUUUAGGGUUAACUUUUGGUUAUAUAAUAUCACCCCAAUUGCGGUUAAUCUUUUUGCCUUACUGAAAAAAAUGUAAUCCCUUUAAUCCUUUAUAUUGCAAAUUAUAAACAAAAUUUCCAAUAUAUGUUGCUGGAAAACGUAUUUCCUUUAAUCCUUUAAUCUUCAAUGGUGGAUGUCUUCCUCUUCAAUAA